CUUAUAUCAAAGGGGACAGGGCGCUGCGGGCUGACGCUGGGCACGCCCUCUCUCUCAACCACUGACGAGGCAUGCAGUGUGGUACAGAACCGUCUCGCAGCGUCUGCCGCACAUAUAUAAGCCAUUUCGCGCGGGUGGUUCUACUGCCAAUAUGCACCAGGCACACUGGCUUCACGUGCCGCAUCUAUGCCCGACGAAGAGCCUAGAAGACCGGGACCCGGACGCCCGAAACUGCGUACCAGCUGCGAUGGCUGCGGCGCCGCCAAGCUGAGAUGUGACCGGGGGCAGCCCGAGUGUGGCCGCUGCCUCUCUCACGGCGUCCCGUGUGUCUAUGGCUUUUCACGCAAGAUGGGAAAGCCGCCGCGCCAGCGGCUUCGCUCGACUCCGACCCAGGCCUCCAGCGACCAAGCCACGGCCCCGGACGGGGACAAGCUGGACAAUAGCAGCACUACUCAAUCAGUCACCAGCAACACCAUUUCGACAGCCGCCGAUGUGCUCACAGCCUGGGACGCCGUGGACGAUGCCGCCACAGAGCUGUUCGUCAACCUCGAUGCCUUUGACCAGACGGCGCCGUCUCUAUCGGCUUUCGCUGCCCUCGAUUUCGCUGAGUGGCCGACCAUGGACCAGUUCAACGACAGCCUACUCUCCUCGGACCUACACCUCGCACCGACACCUGCACCACAGUCGCCCAAUUUGGGAGGCUACUCGCCCCACGCCACAUCCGCCACCCCCGCUGCGCCACUUCAGCCACAGCCGAAGAAGGCGUCGCUUGCCGACAGCGCCUUGACGCCGCUUACGAAUAUCCCGGACCACGACUGCCCUCGGGAGGCAUACGAGAUCCUGGGCAGCUUAUCCUUCUUCAACCUCACCAAGAACCGCCCGGUAUCGACAGCCAAUCGAGUGCCGUUGGACCAUGUGCUACGCCUCAGCCGGGAGGCCAGCGAGCGGCUCAGUCGCCUCCUGACCUGCUCCUGCGCCUCGUUCCCGAACCUCGCAUUGCUGUAUGCAUCGAUAAUUUCCCGCGUCUUGGUUUGGUACCAGCAAGCGGCCGUCUGCAUGCAGGGUGCGGCAGUCAUACCGGAUACAGCGCCGGCCCACGUGUAUACGACCCAGUCGUCACCCAUCUCGGGUGCCGCAUCCGGGGGCCCGCCUUCCACGUGCUCGAGCACGGCAGCUAGCACUUUUAGCACCGCCGUUACUGGAAAGCUUAUAUCGGCGUCACUGGCGCAAUCCCCCGGACUCUCCGUUUCCCCGUCCAGGAUUGCAGUGGGCACGUUUGACGUGGACGACUUGCGUGUCCAGGCCGCUUUGAAGAUCCAGUUGCUGUUGGGGGAGAUGCGAAGGGCAGGCCGUCUGAUCGAUCAAUUCACUUCACACACUAUCGGCGCCCAGCGGCAUAGCGAUGAGUCUACCCUCGGCGGCAUCGAUAGUCUGUAUCAGAAUCUCGAUUCGUGGUUGAGGGGAGAGCACUCGAGGAUAGCCAAUAUGAUGAGGUCGAGGUUGAGGGAGCUGAACACUUGAAGCGAGCGAGGAUUUUAUAAGCCUUCCUUUGGAACUAUGCCUUCAUGGGCA
Messenger RNA from Trematosphaeria pertusa, 1572 nucleotides. RefSeq lists its product as uncharacterized. Lineage: Eukaryota; Fungi; Ascomycota; Dothideomycetes; Pleosporales; Trematosphaeriaceae. The transcript has a single exon. Gene Ontology annotation, cellular component: nucleus. Gene Ontology annotation, biological process: regulation of DNA-templated transcription; aflatoxin biosynthetic process. The record is from RefSeq and is a predicted model, not a curated record. Bases 187 to 1521 code for a protein of 444 amino acids. Gene Ontology annotation, molecular function: DNA-binding transcription factor activity, RNA polymerase II-specific; zinc ion binding; DNA binding.